AAGAAGAGACGAAACAAUGGUCGUUCAAAGAAAGGUCGGGGUCAUGUUCAAUUUGUUCGCUGCAGCAAUUGUGGCAGAUGCUGCCCUAAGGAUAAACGCAUUCCGAAAUUUGUAGUUAGGAACAUUGUUGAAGCUGCCGCUGUUAAGGAUUUGACUGAAGCAUCUCUUUACUCUGGUAUGUCAUUCUUUGUUUUUUUACGUUGUUUGUGGUUGCCUAGUAGUUUGCCUUAUUUCAUGCUAAGUUACGCGUUGCCAAAGCUUUAUGUUAAGCUGCAAUACUGUGUUAGCUGCGCGAUACAUGGGAAGAUCCUGCGAAGCCGCUCUAAGGCAGAUCGGAAAAUCCGGAAACCUAUCCAGCGUCGCAUUGAAUUGAAUCGUAACUAA
Molecule: messenger RNA, 384 nt
Organism: Hydatigera taeniaeformis
Lineage: Eukaryota; Metazoa; Platyhelminthes; Cestoda; Cyclophyllidea; Taeniidae
Source: the annotation of a GenBank genome assembly